This is a messenger RNA of Seminavis robusta, 1661 nucleotides long. The record is from the annotation of a GenBank genome assembly. Lineage: Eukaryota; Bacillariophyta; Bacillariophyceae; Naviculales; Naviculaceae.
UCAGUCGUGUUUUUAGGCUUCAGGUUUGAGCUGCUGCUUUCCACGCUGCCGCUACUAGCUAGUAGUAGCACGACAUGGAUCUCAUUCAUCUUCGCCCAACAGGCAACAAACGACCCGCAAAACCCGAGAAACAAUGUCGUUCGACAGCAACAACAACAGCAGUAACGCCAACAAUGGUGUCCCUGGCACCAUCACCUUCCCAGCGGGAGGUAAUCCAAACGUCAGUUUGAAUCAAAAUGAUUGCUUUGUAACGGCAAAAUACGGCGACUUGCGAGCGCUAGGCGUGAACGGCAUAAUCUCCUUCUUCCACAAGGCGUGUCGGUCCCCUGAAUUUGCGGGAAAAUGCAAGGGCUUCACGUGUCCAACCUUCAUGCCGAACUAUGAGCUCAUUCCUGGAGUCAGCGCAGUGACGAAAUUCCAAAAUGCUCUGGUCGGUCUGCCGGACCAAGCAGAACUGGGCGUUGUUUUUCACGGAACUCCAGAAACCAACAUUCACGCAAUUAGCACCGGAGGUCUCGACCCCGCCAAGCGAAAGGGUCAAGCAUAUGGCCCAGGAGAGUAUUUCUCCAAAGACCCUGGCGUUUCGGUUAGCUACUGUCGCAAUGGUGGAAAGAUGCUGGUCUUUGUUGUGGUCCUUCCUCCUCCUCCGUCCUCGAUGCAAGGCGCCAAUGCACCAAGGCACUCUUCCCGCCCAGCGGCCUAUGUCGUUGUGGAGAACAACAAUCACCAGCUUCCCAUCGGUACGUUGGCAUUCUCCUCGGUCGACCACAAUGUGAUGAUGAAUUCACAACAACUCCAACAGAAACUGCUCUCGCUCAACAAGCAAGUUGAAGACCGCAUCAAGGCAGCCGAGGAGGCUCAAAUCAAAGCUGAAAUCAUCCAAGCUCUUAUUGCCGGGCACGUUGACUUGGCAUCCGAAACCUACAUUGAAUACAAGGACAAAUUCAGUGAAUUGAGCCGGAAGGAGAUCGCAUGGUACGUCCAGAGUUUGAUUGGGACGGACGAACGAUUCUCCGUCUUCUUUCCAGACCUGCCGGAACCCAUGGACAACACAAAGCUCGCUCAUACUAUGGUGCAAAGUGUGGACUAUGCGAUAGCUCACGAGACCCAGGCACUGUAUCAGUUGCAAGUAGCGCAAAACGCCCUGAACAAACAGAAAGACGAGGAAAACAAACUUGAUGACAUGAUUGCCAACAAAAAGGCAGACAACAAAAAGAAGCUCAAGGUCGCUGCAAAGCGUCAACGAGACACCGCUUCUUCUGUGAUUUCUGGAAUCAUGCAGAAUCUCAUCAAAAACCGAACGGAUAUAGCAUCGGAACUUUACGAAAAGGCCGAGCGAAAAUCUCGAUUGGACGGGUUUGCCAAACGAGAAAUUGCUCAAUGUGUUUACCGGCUUGUGGACGACAAAAGCUUGAUCCCCAUCUUGUUUCCUGAUUUGCCAGAACCCGACACAUCAUCCAAGAAGCCGUGCUGACUGGCACCGGAACAUGACAAACACAAACACACGCACGACGAUAGCUCCAGUCUAUUUUCAAAGGAAGGAAACUGUCUCGAAGAUCGGCGAAAAGCUGGGGGUGGGAUAUACGCGUUGGCCUAGGCCGCCGACCCCGAAAUAAAACUACAACAUAAGACAUACUAGCUAUAGAAGACAAUGCUUCGUC